AUAAGUUCCAUAUCUUAGUUACGGUAGAUUUUGUAUGAAUUUUGAUGUUAGAUUUGAAGUUGGCGGGGAAGGUGAGGAGGCGGCCGAGCUGCCAGCUCCACCAGACACAAGUAUGGCGGCGACAAGACGGCUGCAGAAGGAGUUGGCGGAUAUCCGUAAGUCUGGGAUCAAAUCCUUCAGGGACAUACAGGUGGAUGAGAGCAACAUACUAACAUGGCAAGGACUAAUAGUACCAGAAAAUCCUCCCUACAAUAAAGGUGCAUUUAGGAUUGAAGUGAACUUCCCAGCAGAAUAUCCAUUCAAGCCUCCCAAAAUCAAUUUUAAGACGAAGAUAUACCAUCCUAAUGUGGACGAAAAAGGCCAGGUGUGUCUCCCCAUAAUUAGUGCUGAAAACUGGAAGCCUGCAACGAAAACAGACCAGGUGAUUGAGGCUCUUAUCAACCUUGUCAAUGAGCCUGAACCUGAACACCCUCUUCGUGCUGAUUUGGCCGAGGACUACACGAAAGACCGUAAGAAAUUUAUGAAAAAUGCCGAGGAAUUCACCAAGAAGAAUUCAGAAAAGAGGCCAGCAGACUAACUGCUCUAUAUGUGUAUAGUCUGUGAUAUAGAAUGGCACUUUGCAAGCAGACAUUUUACAUAAAUAUAACUGUCCUGCUUUAAAAUUUUACCGGCCAGAUAAAAGUGACUUUUUAAUUUUUGCCUUGUUGUAUCGCCUUGGUCAUAGUUCAGUACUUACACAAUGGUAGUUUUGGCAGUGUAUAAUUUUAAGAAUUUAUCCUGAAUUUCUUUUAAUUGAUUUUGUAAAUUCUCUAUAGUACAGUGAUGCAAAAUUGGUAAACAAAUUUUUUUUUAUACUUUAAAGAUUAUUUAAUAUUUUGUGUAUGUAGUUUGUAUUUAUCUUAACUGUUUCAUAGUGGAAGAAAUUGUUACCUCCCCAGAUGUUUAUUAUACCCACAAGUUGGUGGUGUCUCAUUGUGGAGUUGAUAGUUUAGUGUUUACAGUAACUGAGGACAUGUGGAAUUGGUAUACCUUGAUUGCAGGUGCGUUACAAUACAAAUACAAAAAUUUAAAAGAUUAUUAUUAUUUUUUUAUUAUUAUUAUUACCAAAAGCUAAGGUUCAGUCAGAUGCCAUGCUUAGUAUAUUUUCGAUGAAUUUAAAUGCAUACCUAAAUUAGUCUGCCUGCCAAGUGCCCAUACAUUCUUAGGACUAUGUUAUUCUUAAGUCGUGCUGUCUCUUUAGUGAUUUUUUUAAAUCACUUGGGUAGACUUGAAUUUUGUUUACAUAUUUUAGCAACAAAGAACUUGUGUAAAAUUGAAGAAAAUCCUAUGGUAAAUGUAUAAAUGCUACAUCUUAUCUUCACACCAUCUCUCCACAAGGCCUAGUUUCCUUGGGAUAUGUGAGCUUUUCCUUUAGAUUUCAAUAGAAUCGCAGGUUGUACCAUAGCUUCUAAUAUAACUUGUGGUUGGUCUCGACAAUUCAUACGUAAAGUGCUUUGAUUAUGGUCACACCAGUUCUGCUGGGUUAAUAUAUGGGAUCGAUGUUCAAUAUGAGGAGACAUGUGGCACUUUGUAAGACUGCCAUACAUGUAGGAAAAUAUAAAGUACUAUAAUAACUUAGAGCUGUAUCAAGAAUUUAGGUAUAAUGAAGUUUUAAUAAAUGGCUCAAUUAGUUUAAUUAUGGCAUGAUAAUUUUGUUAUAUUGAGACGAGUUGGGUAUAAUAAAAUGGAAUAAAUAUGGUUUUGUUAAGUUUAUUUAAUGAGGGAUUUGUUACUGUAUCUUGAUGGCAGUAAGACAAACUGUUAAUAACGGUCCCCUUUCGAGAAAUGCUUAUAUUCUCGCGUAAUGGUAAUCCUCAUGCACACGAGUCGGGUAGGCUAUAACCAGUCAAGUUAGUCAGAAUAUAUCGUAAAUGCAAAAAUUCCGUGAUGCUUAAUAUGUAUGCUCUUAAGUCUUCUGCAUAGACUGGAUAUUUUUUAUAUACAAUAGUAAGGAUCCUUAAAAUCUUAAGGAUUUUUCCAGAAAACUGCCAGCUGUGAAAAAUGUUAUUUCCCAUCUUGAAGUGUUGUAGACAAUUUUUUUUAUGUAAAUCUUCCCAUAAUUGCAAGACAUGUUAAUGGAUGUGAUGACUGUUGAUAUGCUUUGUGAUAAGCAUGGUGAUUUUUGUCCCCAGACAAUUAUGGUAAUACACAUUUAUUGCAGGUUACAAUCUUGGUGUGGGAUCCUGCUAGCAUUUGUUAAGGAGGAAGCCAUAUUGGCUGUGCUUAAGGUCUGUUUGUGAAAGCAUUAAUUGUAAUAGUUUGAGAGACAAUAUGUACGAGAACUGUUUGAAGAGAGUUCAGAGCCAUUGUUGAGAUUUUUUGUUAAGUCUUGGGAUUUAUAACUUUAAACAAAAAAUAUUUAAGGUAAUUAUUGCAUCUGAGCAAUAAGCAAAAAAUUUCUUGCACAAUUUGAUAAAAAUUAUCCAAUCCUUGUAAAAUGUUAAUGUAUAUUGAUUUACUGUACUGUACUGUGUCCAAGUAAGAGCUGUGAGCCUUGUGUGUUUGUUUUUCAUGGAAGCAGAUUACCAUUUUAUUUAUUAUGGGACUCAAUUAUCUAUACAUACAGUAUUUGCCAAGUUUCUUUGUCUUUUUAGCAUAAUUGUUGCACGAAAUUUUAAUUGUACUGCGCCCUUUGUUCUUAAUGCAAACUUGACAUUCAUGUGUUUUGAUGUGAAAUAAGAUAUUUAUAAGCAUUAUUAUUACAUAGCACAUUAAAAUCUGAAUGCAAUGUUUAUUAUAUAUGUUAAAAUGCAUUAGAAUUUAAAUUACAGCCAUGGGCAGUUUUCAUUGGUAGGAUAAGUAGGAUGUAAUGUUCAUUUCCAAAAAUGAAAAUAAGAAAUGUAUUGAAAUUGUGACUGUUCCAUGUGAUUGUCCAGUAAUAUAAACACAAGGCAACAAUACUGUACCACCAAAUGAAGAUAAGUGUGUAUCGGAUGUAGAAAACCUGUCCACUCGUUCGGCUUGCCAAUUUUUACACAUUUUGUUGUAUUACUCUAGCUAAAAUUACAAUACUGUACAUCAAAUUUU
Procambarus clarkii (red swamp crayfish) is the source of this 3066-nucleotide messenger RNA. RefSeq names its product ubiquitin-conjugating enzyme E2 L3. NCBI's taxonomy places the organism in Eukaryota, Metazoa, Arthropoda, Malacostraca, Decapoda, Cambaridae. The record is from RefSeq and is a predicted model, not a curated record.